AUGAGAGAACUCACCCCACAGACACCACAGACACCACAGAGACAUAGGAAGCGGUCUUCAGGGUGUGCGUUCCCUAUAUCCUCACCGUAUACAGGAAAGUCACCGUUGCCCAUGCCUGUUUUGCUUCCCGGACAGUAUCGGCUAGGAUCUUCAGUGUCAUCAGAGUAUACCAAUGGGGAAGCAGAGUAUGAUUCGGAGGAAAAUAAGCGACGUAUGGUUGUAUUUGAGAGACCAGAGGAAGGGUCCGGCAAUAUAGUUCCCGAAGUUGGAUCUCUAUUGGAAGACAUGCCGUUUUUCAACGAAGAACGAGCAGAGUUGUUUUUGGAAACUGCUAGUAAGCUCAGCUUAAGGACCAAGCAGCUAAAACGUACCAACGAUACCGUUGUGGAACUGAACGAAAGUUUAGGAGCUUACUUGUUUGGACUCUAUCAGAAUGCUUGGUGUGUCAAUAUGAAUGAAAGUAUCAGCCUCGAGACAAUGAACAAGCUGGACAAGAUGAAGAAAUUACAGAAGGAAGUCGAAGAGUUAAGACAGCAAUUGGCCAAAAAGAACGAAAAAAGUAAGAAGGAUACCAGGCCCACACUCUCUAGUGCCAGACUUAGGGGGAACAUUGCUAGAACGCCGUCUUCAAGCCUCGUGGAUCGUCUCACUCAGAUUAAAAGGAAAUCUAGAGGAAUUGCUAGUAAUGCUCAACAAGAACAGCAACCGGCACAGAAGAAACGCACAUUUUUAAGGGCAGGUAGUAGGACGCCACUCUUCAAGAGUAGAAAGAGCAGUAGGCCUGUUUUAAGUGGUGGUGAUCGAAACGGCAUGGGGUUGCAGUUAUCUGAUGCACUCAAGUAUCAGGUUAGUAGGGGGGAAGUCAGCGAUGACUCGUUGAGUAGUGUUGGCGAUACGAGUGAGGUCCAAACGCUAAGUAGUAUCAGGCUGAACAGGUUCAAUAACGGGCUCCGUGUAUCUAACGGGAAUCCCGUGCUGGAUCACUAUUGGAGAUCGAGAUUACCGCAGAACAAGGAUUGGCAAGUUAAGCAUCGUAAGCCUUUCAGAUGA
Pichia kudriavzevii is the source of this 1050-nucleotide messenger RNA. RefSeq lists its product as uncharacterized. The transcript has a single exon. The coding region runs from base 1 to 1050 and encodes 349 amino acids. Gene Ontology annotation, biological process: attachment of spindle microtubules to kinetochore. The record is from RefSeq and is a predicted model, not a curated record. NCBI's taxonomy places the organism in Eukaryota, Fungi, Ascomycota, Pichiomycetes, Pichiales, Pichiaceae. Gene Ontology annotation, cellular component: DASH complex; mitotic spindle.